GCCACACGCGCGUGUGUGUGUGCUGUAAAUAUGUAAACAUCUCAAAUAUAACCAAAAGAUAAGUAAAUCACAUCCCAGACACAAAAUAAUCAACGACAAUAAAUAAUACGAAAAAAAAACAACAGGAAUAAAUAAAUGCAGAAAGAUGUGAAAAUUUUAUGCAGUCCAUUUGAGGCAUCUAGUAUCGAGAUGUGUUCCUAAACACCUAACAGUGCAAUACCUCGCACCACAGGGUAUGCAUGUAUAAUUACUGGGAAAACCACAAACAGCGCAAAAAUGUCUCUCAGGGAAUUUAGAUGGUGAUGCUUGGGCACUCGAGUAGUUGGGUGGUGCUGGAUUAUUAUUGGCAUCCUCCUCUACUAAUUGUGCAAAGCUCUUUCGAAAACGUUGUUUGUAGUACUCUGCUGAACGAGUCUUCUUCUUCCUUGGACCACGACCGUCUAGGGACUCUUGGAAUUUGGGGACUUUCUUGCUCAUUACUAAAUUAUGCAAAAAUAAUAUCAAUUUCAAUUAGUUAAAAUAAUAAUAUAUAAUAAUGCAAGAGAAAUUGAUGAUAGCAUUGAAUGGCAUUAAAUACCUAAAUCUGCAUGUGGAUCAUCAUGAAAAUUAUCCUGUUCCAAAGCCUCAAGUGCCUUCUUCUGCCUUCGCUUUCUUGCCGCAUCAUCAAGAACUCUCUUUUGAUAAGCAUCUUUAAUUCUGCCAGAUUCCCUCGCUGCCAUCUCUUUCGUAUUUCCUUCAAGUUUAAAACAAUUCACAAUCCCUUGUCAGCGAGUGGAAACGAUAUCUGAUCCAUGAGAUCAUCAACUUUAGCUUGCAGAGUCUCCAGAAUAUCAGCUGAUAUGAAGAGAUGUUUUUCGUCGAGAUCCUGAAUUAUAAAUUUUCUUCCCAGGGCAAAAGUCUCGUCCAAGUGAAGGAGAAAUUGUUUCAUAGCUGCAUCACUGAAAAUUAUCAGCCAUCAUCAUCAUGUCUAAACGUGUUACAUUGGAUGAGAAACGUACACGCAUGCUCCAGAUAUUCCAUGAGAGGGAGGAUUUUUUUACACUCAAAGAAAUUGAAAAAAUUUCUUCACAGGAGAAGGGAAUUGUUGUGCAGAGUGUAAAAGAUGUAUUGCAAGCAUUGGUGGAUGAUGGACUUGUUAAUUCUGCCAAAAUUGGAUCUGCUAUUUAUUUCUGGGCAUUCCCCGGAGAGAAAAUAGUAGCUGUUGAACAACGAAUUGCAGAGACAAAUAAAGUUAUUGUAGCAGCAGAAUUCAAAUUACAAAAACUCAAUGCAGAAAUGGAAACAAUUUCGGUGGCUAAGGAAGACACAGAGGAGAGACAGAAGGUGAUCCAAGAGCUCGAACAAUUGAAGCAAAAGGAAAUUGAGUUGACAAAACAAAUAGCAAAUUUCAGUGAUUGUGAUCCUGAAAUCGUUGAAAAAAUCAACGAGCAAGCAAAGCUAUACAAAGAAGCAGCUAAUGUAUGGACCGACAAUAUAUUCUCAAUUCAGAGCUGGUGCAAGAAUAAAUUCGACAUUUCAGAGGAGACACUCAACAAACAAUUUCACAUCCCAGAGGAUUUGGAUUAUCUCGAGUAAAAUACUCACCACUCAACUAAAAUUCCCUUUGUGACAUUCACCAUUCCCAUAAUAGUUAUUCUACGAUAUCAACGGGAAUUGUUAUUUAUGAUUAUUAACCAUAAGACCAUAUCAGUUUAUAGGUUAAACUUAUUGGAGAGAGAAAAUGUUGCAGGUCUUGUUGAAUUUCUCAUCACCAGAUGGCUGGUGUAUCGUUAAAAAAGAGAGAGACAAUUUUGUCCUUUUGACAAAAUUGGAUAAAUUUUCCUCGAGAGAUAAUUGUUGUUUUUUUUGCCUCUCCAAUAAUUUACUAAUGAAUAUAAAAUUUUCGAUAGUGUAAUAAAUUUGUUGGCAAUCCA
This is a messenger RNA of Diachasma alloeum, 1913 nucleotides long. RefSeq names its product meiotic nuclear division protein 1 homolog (gene Mnd1). Gene Ontology annotation, cellular component: nucleus. The transcript is spliced from 5 exons. The coding region runs from base 964 to 1575 and encodes 203 amino acids. Lineage: Eukaryota; Metazoa; Arthropoda; Insecta; Hymenoptera; Braconidae. Gene Ontology annotation, biological process: reciprocal meiotic recombination. Gene Ontology annotation, molecular function: double-stranded DNA binding. The record is from RefSeq and is a predicted model, not a curated record.